CUUUUCCUGAUAUUAUCAAAAAUGACUUUUAUUACAGCAGAAACGAAUAUCAACGGCGCCCUUGAAAAAGUGGGAUUGAUUCCGGAUGUCAUUCCUAAUGACAUUUCCCCUUCGACGCUUUUGCAGAUUGAGUUCCCAAAAAGCAGUAAAGAUGUUGCUCUCGGCAAUCAACUUAGUCCCCAAGAUGCUAGUGAGCAACCUAAAGUAUCCUUUGUUGCACCUGAAUCAUCUGACUAUUAUACCCUUGUUAUGACGGAUCCUGAUGCACCUUCAGCUCAUGAUAGAAAGUUUGGUCCUUGGCGUCACUGGGUUGUGGUCAACAUCUCUGGAUCCAAUAUCGAGAAUAGCCUAACAAAAGCCGAAAACCAACAUACGCCUUAUGUCGGUCCUGGUCCUGGCGAGAACACUGGUGUUCAUCGUUACACUUUCUUGCUCUAUAAGCAAUUGAAAGGAGGAAACCAAACCUUUAAACCUAUGGAACACGAACAAAGAGAAUAUCGUCGUAAAUUCGAUAUUCCUGCUUUUGUAGCAGAGAACGAACUUGAGCUUGUCUCUGUCAAUUUUUUCACUUGCCCUACAUAAAUUAUCAAACGAGA
Messenger RNA from Gilbertella persicaria, 596 nucleotides. RefSeq names its product phosphatidylethanolamine-binding protein. Gene Ontology annotation, molecular function: phospholipid binding; peptidase inhibitor activity. Lineage: Eukaryota; Fungi; Mucoromycota; Mucoromycetes; Mucorales; Choanephoraceae. The transcript is spliced from 4 exons. The record is from RefSeq and is a predicted model, not a curated record. Bases 22 to 582 code for a protein of 186 amino acids. Gene Ontology annotation, biological process: regulation of Ras protein signal transduction; regulation of proteolysis.